Messenger RNA from Microdochium trichocladiopsis, 1339 nucleotides. RefSeq lists its product as uncharacterized. The record is from RefSeq and is a predicted model, not a curated record. Bases 26 to 931 code for a protein of 301 amino acids. The transcript has a single exon. Lineage: Eukaryota; Fungi; Ascomycota; Sordariomycetes; Xylariales; Microdochiaceae.
GCACCUUGGUCUUGUCCUUGGCCGGAUGUGUCUGGCCUCCCGCGGCGACUUCUUUGGCCUCGGCGGCGCCCGAAGCAAUCGAGGUCGGGUCAGGCACAUUGUUACCAGGAGGAGAAUCGUCAUCACCAUCCGGAUCCGCCUGCGGGUGCUUGCCGGUGGCGCUGGUAAUGGCGACACUGGCAAACGUGUUGAAAAAGUUGGAAGCCUCCUUCUCAACGGCCUCGCCCUUAUGGUUCUCUGGAGCACCGGUGGCGCUAUCAUGGCUCGCCAGGACGCCCGACUUGGGCUUCUGCACGCCGCCAGUCUUGGAGUCUACCAGUGCCAAAGGUGCGGGAGGGAAGAGUGUCUCUCUCGCAGGCGGGUAGACGAUCAGAGUGAUUGUCGUCGUCAACAACAGGGGAGUAAUCAGGUCAAAGAUCCAAGCGACAAAGUAGGUAGCACAAAAGGCCGCGGUACGUCGCGACUCACGCCACGACCGAAGACGGACAAUGUGCUUGACCGCGCCAAGGACACCAAUGAUGACGGUCAUGUAGAGACGCUCGACAUUGGCUCUAAGCUUGUCUGGGCUGAACUCCUCUUCAUCGGCGAUGUUGAGAUCGAGGUUGCCUGGGACGGAGGCGGGAGUCUCUUUGACGUGGUAUAUUUGCUUGUUGAAGCGACGGGUGAGCAUCCAGAGCUCCUCAUUGUCGAUGCCGCCCACGAGGGGCUGCGGGAUCUCCUCUUUCGGCUCGUUCCAGCCGAGGUUGGCGACCUCGUCGUCGUGAGGGACCUGGGCAUGGCCCACUUCCUCGUGGUCGUCCAUGACGAGGGCGUGCGAGAGCGUGGGCUUCUCGGCGAGGUGGGUGGCCUUUUCGUGUUUCAAGGGGUCUGUGACGGGCUGGGUUGUGCUGGGGAGAGGCAGGGCUUCGGUGAUGGUGUCGACAAGGGAUGAGACGGUGUUUGUGUUUUCCGUCUGUGCUGCGCCCGAUGGUGGACCUGUAGGGUCGCUGUCUGGAUGCGAGGAGGACAUGUUGAAGAAGAGGCUGUGCGUUCGAUAUCGACGCACGAGGCUCUGAUAUAGGUCGAGGUCGGCAGGGAAGCAGUGGAUGAGAUCUGGAUCUGGAUCUGCAAGCUUGAUGAGGAGACUGCAGGGUUUAUGGCUCCACGAUGACCAGGGAGCAGAAGGGACGGGGAAGAAACUUGGCAGAGCCGACAGAGCGGGACAGAUCAACACGGACGAUGCAAGUGAGGCAUUGGGCGUACUGAAAGCGAGCAAGACCUUGCUUUUGCACCACUGCGCCGGAGGCCAUGCUGGGCAGGUGUUGAGACAGAUGACGUAGGGUGUGUUUGCGUUUGCGGA